Messenger RNA from Xenia sp. Carnegie-2017, 752 nucleotides. Its product is annotated as mitochondrial import receptor subunit TOM20 homolog. Gene Ontology annotation, biological process: protein targeting; protein import into mitochondrial matrix; tRNA import into mitochondrion. Gene Ontology annotation, molecular function: transmembrane protein transporter activity. The transcript has 5 exons. Lineage: Eukaryota; Metazoa; Cnidaria; Anthozoa; Malacalcyonacea; Xeniidae. The coding region runs from base 100 to 558 and encodes 152 amino acids. The record is from RefSeq and is a predicted model, not a curated record. Gene Ontology annotation, cellular component: mitochondrial outer membrane translocase complex; mitochondrial outer membrane.
ACACGUGAUCGUCUGCCAUAUUUAAUAAUUAUGAUGGAGUGGAUUUUGAUAUUUUCAAAUUCUAAUUCUCUGUGAUUCUGUCGUGUUUUUUCCUACAAAAUGAGUUCAAGAUAUGUAGUUGGACUCGUCGGGAUUUUUGGAACAGCUUUUAUAGGAUAUUGCAUAUAUUUUGAUCGAAAAAGACGCAGCGAUCCACAUUUUAAGGAAAAAUUAAGAGAGAGAAGGUUAAAAGCAAAAAAAGAAAAAGAUUUACGACAGGCUGAGGAGCUUAAGGCCAGAAUGCCUGAUCGCAAAGACCAGGCUGCAUUGCAAAAAUUUUUCUUUGAUGAAAUUCAAAAAGGCGAAGAACUAUUGGCAGCAGGUGACUUUGAAAACAGUGUAAAACAUCUUACAAAUGCUAUUGCUAUUAGUGGGCAACCACAGCAACUACUUCAGGUGUUUCAACAGACACUCCCCCCUGAAGUUUACAAAAUGUUAAUGGGUAGUCUAGCAUCAGCAGCAAAAUCUUCUGCUGCUUCAGUUCAGAAUAUCUCAGUUGAUGGCGAUUCUUUGGAUUAAGAUAAUUGACAGCUACGAUAAAAGAAUUCUUGUCUCUUCAACAAGAUUAUUUGUACAACAUCUUGAAGACCAUUUUAGUUUAUUCAUUCAAACAAAAUUACUGCUUGACUUUAACGUGACAAAAAAUUUUUAUUUAAGAAAAACCCGACCAUUGCAAUGAAACGUAAUUAACAUCACCAACAGAAUCAAUUGAA